AUGAAGGAGAGUCGGAGAUACGGUGCGGCCGGGAUGUUGGCAGGUUUAUCUCAUUUCCCUCUUCAUCGGAGCCUGCACCAUCAGAGGAUUGUGGCAGGUAUGUCUGGGGAGUUACCAAAGCGGCUUAUUAAGGAGGGUGAGGAGACCCAAGUGACUCAGAUCAAUAAAAACUGCAGAAUGUUGUACAAGAAUGGUUUGGGUUACUCGGCGAGAGUGAUACACAGCUUCUUGUGUAGGGAGCUGGUGACUUACAAAAACUAUGAGCUCUGGUUUGCGUUUGUGAGGAGACCACUUCGAUUUUCUUUGCUAGAGUACCACGCAGUUACCGGCCUUCAGUGCGAUACUAGUCUAUCACGUAAGGAGUUGGUUGACUUCGAGGAUGAUGGUGGUUUCUGGAGCACAGUGGUGAGGAGAAAAGAGGGAGUAACUAUCUUGGACCUUUGGAAGAAUCACCAUGAAGAUGUUAAGAAGUGGUGUAAUGCUGAUCGAAUAAGACUGGUGAAUCUAUGCAUCAUUAUGACUAUGUAUCCCUGGGGAGUUGCUUCUUUUGACCUUCUCUGCAAGUCAAUAGCUAAAACACGGGACAAACUGAAGGAAAAGACUACUAUUUACGUGUUAGAUGGCUUCUUCUACGCCUUGCAGAUUUGGGCAAUGGAAGCGGUACCAAAGAUUGGAAAGCUCUGUGGAAAAAAAUUGGACAAGGGUUUUAUGAACGGUCCUAGAUGCGUAAAUUGGAUGGGAGCUGCAAAGAUUUCAUACGGGGAGUUCAAUCGGUUGGAGAACAUCUUUACAUCCGAGGAUGACAUCUAUCCAUACAUCUCAGCUGAUGAGGUGGAGGAUGAUAGAAUCAAGGUUCUCAUGAAGAUGAUACAUACUAAGCAUGAUUUCAGUGACCACAUUUGGGAGUUCGAAGAGACACCAGAUUUUUCUUGGGGGCUUCAUGACAAACAAGGAGAGGAUGAUGAAGUAGCUGAGAAUGAUGAAGAAGCUCCCAAGAAUGAUGAAGAAGAUGGGAGUGAUGAAGACUUUCGAACUCCAAGAGGAUCAUCGAACAGAGUCUCCGGAGCUAGAAAGGGAAAGAAGAGGCUCCCGGAUCGUGGAAUGGAAAAAAGGAAGCAAAAGAUUCUCUCUUCUAGACCACAACAGGCGCCUUUUAAUGAAGAUAUGAAGAGCUUUAUGGCGCAGUUGUUUGAGCAUAAUUUUUCUGCAAUGGAAGAGAGGCUACAGAAACAGAUGGGUGAAAGAUUUGAGAAAAUGCAGUCUGAGCUUAAAGGUUCACUUAAGGAUGCAAGCGUUGAAGUUGACGAUAUAGAGCCAUCGACGAGCAAGCCAUCACCUAGCAAGCCAUUGCCUAUCAAGCCAUCGCCGAGCAAGCCAUCGUCGAGCAAGCCACCACCGAGCAUUCCAUCUCCAAGGAGGUCCAAACGUGGUAAAGAACCCCUAGUCUUCACCACUCUCGUCAAUGAUGUGAAUUUGAGUCAAGCAGAUGAUAUGGACGAAGACAUAGGUACCCAAGGCCUUGAAGGGCUUUCCCAGUCUUCGUAUGUGCCCGGCUUUGAUCCAUCGCAGACCAAUAAGGAAAACGAAGCACGUGAUUGGUGGACUCCAAUGACUACUAUCUGA
Brassica napus (rape) is the source of this 1623-nucleotide messenger RNA. RefSeq lists its product as uncharacterized. The record is from RefSeq and is a predicted model, not a curated record. NCBI's taxonomy places the organism in Eukaryota, Viridiplantae, Streptophyta, Magnoliopsida, Brassicales, Brassicaceae. The transcript has 7 exons. Bases 1 to 1623 code for a protein of 540 amino acids.